Messenger RNA from Octopus bimaculoides (California two-spot octopus), 1821 nucleotides. RefSeq lists its product as uncharacterized. Gene Ontology annotation, molecular function: monoatomic cation channel activity. The record is from RefSeq and is a predicted model, not a curated record. Gene Ontology annotation, biological process: calcium ion transport. Gene Ontology annotation, cellular component: plasma membrane. Lineage: Eukaryota; Metazoa; Mollusca; Cephalopoda; Octopoda; Octopodidae.
AUGGUCCCCUUUUUCCACAGCAAGGGCAUCUUCUACUUCCACUGCGUUUCUUCUGGUCAGGCGGUCACCAAAAAGCAGUUUGUGGAGGUUUUGAGGGAGUUCGGAAAGAGACUUCGUUGCAAAAGGCCAGAACAUCUGCACCAGGACAAUGCACAGGUCCACACUUCCAUCCUGGUAACCAACAACUUGACAGUGGUGAGCAUCAAAACUGUCCCCUACAGUGUAGAGCUUGCACCCUGUGACUUGAUUAUUUUCCAGGCUGAAAGAGAUCCUGUUUUGAAGAUAAGGUGUGACAAAGGGCUGUCACGAAGAGUCUGCAGCGCUAUAAGAAGUGCAUUGAAGUCAGAAGAUUCUAUUUUGAAAGAGAUUAGAGUUUUGCACUUCUUUGAAAUUAUCAAAUGUCUUCUCAUGAAUCAGUCUCAAAACUUCUGGAAUGCACCUUGGACAUGUAAUGGUACUGCAACUACCAACGAGUGUGGUUACUGCGUGGGCGGUGAGACUAAUAAAACACAAAAAUACGGUCUUGAUUGCAACAAUGUUUGUAAUGGUACAGCAUAUAAUGACAGUUGCAACUAUUGUGUCAACGGAGUAAAGAAAACUAAAAGCGACUUUGAAGAUUGCACAGGAACCUGCCACGCACCAGGUCAAACAGCGUACAAAGCCUAUCAGAACAACUAUACAUGUAACAUAUGUUUGCAAUGGAAUGAAACUUUACCUGCUGAGCGCAAAGACGCUUGUGGCGUAUGCAAUGGAAAUAAUAGUACCUGUACCGACUGUGCUGGGGUAGUUAACGGAACGUCGCUUGAAGACCAGUGUGGAAUGUGUAACGGAAACGGCUCAAGCUGUUUUCGUAUUAUCGAAGUGAAACCGAAGAUAAUUCCGGAAUAUGUGGGAAAGACACUGUAUAUUAAUGUGGCCGGACCUAAAGACGACAAAAUGGUUCUAGACAUAAAGGGAAUUAUUCCGCAUACCCUUGUAAAUUCAAGCCAUAUCAGUGCGGUUGUAAACCUAACCAAAGGAACUUAUGAUAUCUAUUUGAAUAACUCACAAGGCUUAAAAGAUAGUUUUUCCAGCCUGAAAGUUUACAGAAAAUCAGACAUCGUAGCUUCGGUCAGUCCUUUGAAUCUUACUCUCGACACAAAACAGCCAAGCGAUCUUUCAUUAGAUGUCAGUGUCAAUGUAACAGACCAAGUGCAGUGCCUCUUUUAUGGAGCUGUUGUUGAGGUAAAGUUCGACCGACCGAUUGAAACUGCUGCAAUCCUGACAUGUGAUAAAAUUUUUACAAGCACAACUCAACUUGGUAACGAAGCUGCUUGUAACUGGUAUUCUGAUUCGACAUUGAUCAUAACGGUAGGCAAAGGAAAUGAUCUCGUAAUUCUAGGUUCUUAUUUGACUUUUGCAAACAAUGCAGUGAAAGCCAAAGGCCAGAGUUAUGCCAUUGCUAUUGAAAGUACUAUAGUAGUAGGCAGACCUGAUCAACCAGUCUCUGUGGAAUCGGUAAUCGAAGGUCCCUCAGAAAUACCCAACUGCGGUUUCGUGCAGUAUACGGGUACGAAGAGUCGAGGAAGCGGCGGUAGGCAGUUAACAUACGAAUGGACCAUUCCUAACAUAACAAUAGUAGAUAACACAAAGGACUCAAUAAUGCUCAACUCCAGUGAUUUACAGAUCGGAACUGAAUACACUGUAACACUGAACGUGAAGAAUUUCCUGGCCGUGAUUGACAAUUCUUCUUUAAUUAUAACUAGAGACGCCAAUGCAAUUCCAAUUGUUUAUCUUUCAUCCGAUGUUGACGCACAGAAUGUCCAAGUUACAGACACGUAA